CCCUCUUCCCCAAAAAUUCAUGUUCCUCUAUUCUGUUCCUUUGCCUUUAUUGUGUUCCUUUGACUCCCAGAUCAUUAGUGAAAUAUUAAUGCUGGGCGAAUGCGAUGCAAUGGGUUCCAGCAGCACUCCUCGGACCAUGGAUAUGACAGAUAUCCCGAUAUAGUUCUUCCACCCGAAUAGACAGGUCGGUUCUUCCGUAUAUCUAUUUGAGUGUGUCGAGCAGUCUCACUUGUCUCCUACAUUUCUUUGGCUCGAGGCGGUUUCAUGCAUUUUUUGUUUUCUUUCGGCAAUCCCAGCCAUCUUUUGCUAACGUACGCGUGCUUCUCUUACGUGGUUAGCAUAAUACAAUCCAAUACAGACGAUAGAAAGACUGUGUGUAACAGGACACAACAUCUGUCUCACUAUUGCCAGUAUCUGAGAAGGUAUGGAGUAUCUCAUACCGUUGACUGCGUAGGAUCUUUUCCCCAUGCAAUUCGUCUAAGACUAAAGCCUUUCGCUUUUCCACAAACUUUUGAUAUCUUGGAGUGAUCAAUUGCGUAGUAUGUUAUUUCCAGUCUACUUUUCACAAGUAAGAGUAUUUGAUGCGCCCCUGUCGUCACGCUUGAAGUUUCUGCAAAUGUUGUAUCUCAAUGGCAAUUAAGGGAAAUUUUACGAAGCUCCAAUAUCUCAGCAUAUCAUGAAGCAUUGAAAUACUUAAACAAUCUGGAAACCUUGUCUCCCAUUUUAUUUUCAUUGGAUCAAGCGGUUCGGGAGCCACAUCCUCGCGAAACUCUACCGCUGUAGGUUGUCUCGCCUGGGACAACAUCCACUAAAUCCGAACAUCCAGGUGCCCACACGUCCACUCGCAUCCUGGAGACUUAGCGCGGAGGUUCCAUCACCCCGCGUCUCCGCAUUUCCACUCACUGUAAUAGUUCCAUGACCGACCCAUGCAAUGUUACGCCCACAGAAUUUCAAUCUCGGUACAAAUGAGGGACAAGUGACACGAUUGCGGUGGAAUAGGAGAAAGUUAGUGGUGUACUCGGUGGAAUUCUUACCCUAGACGAAGCGGCACGUCUUGUGCCCGCAAACCCGAAGAAGGACCCUGAAAGUUCUACCUAUCAUAAAUUAUUGUUUAAAUAUACGAUCAGACCGCGAUGGACGGCUGGUGAUGAUAUUUUAGAUCUGUACAGACACUUAGUUCGCCUCUCAACUACAUUCUUAUCUCUUCUUCGAUUAUAGUCCAGUAGCAAUGUCCUUCGACGGCAAUAUCGACACCACAGAGGUAGUCAUCGCUGGAUGCGGUCCGACUGGUGGUCUUCUAUCAGCUCUCCUUGGCAAAUUCGGCGUCAAGAACAUUGUUCUGGAGAAAGAACCUGAAAUCGUGAAUGACCCGCGUGGGAUUACACUUGACGAAGAUGGCCUUAGACUUUUGCAGGAGGUUGGGCUCUACGACAAGAUCUACACCGAAAUGGGAUCAUCAAUCGGAAUUCUUAAUUUUAUAACAAGUGGACAUGAUUUGUCUGAGAAGCCUUUUAUGAUCAUGAACAUGCACACAACUGAGGGUGGAACUGGGCACGUUGGUAUCAUCACUCAUCGUCAGCCAAUUAUGGAAAAGUAUCUCCGACUCAGCGCGGCCCGUCAUCCAUGUUGCGAACUGAGGUUAUCUUGUAACGUCAUCCACAUCGAGGAAGACAAAGACUGGGUCUACUGUGAGUACGAAGAUGCCAAUGGAAAGAGGAAGAGGAUCCGGUCGAAAUUCUUUGUCGGUUGCGAUGGUAAGCGUGGCUACACAAGGAAGAAGUAUUUGGAGCCUAAAGGGGUGAUCAUGGAGCAAGCUUCAGCAUUUGGGUACAACGAAACAUGGGUAGCGCUCAACAUUAGAAUCACCCCACCGACACCAGAAACUCACCCGGAUUUGCCUCUCUGGAAGCUGGGCUACAAACCGGAGGAUGUAUACGACCUUUUCUUUCCUAAGGAUUUUAGAUUUCUCUGCAAUUCUGUUCGAGCUGCCAUAUGCUCCAGAUUCGGUACCGGUGUCGAGCGGUUGUGGAGAUUUGAGUUCGUGGUUCACAGGCACGAAGAUCCGAUUGCUAUGGCAGCAGAGAAUGAGAUCAAAAAGAUUGUCAUGCCAUACUUGACACAUCCCGGUUCAAGAUACGGCUGCGACCAGCCUGUUACUUUUCCAUACGAUUGUAUCGAGAUUCUCCGAUCAAGACCUUUCGGAUUUUCCGCCCGGAGCUGCAACAAAUGGGCAGUGGGCAGAGUCAUGUUAGCAGGAGACUCUGCACAUGUCUUUCCGCCAUUUGGCGGCCAAGGAAUAUCCUCAGGCUUUCGAGACUCCUCUAGCCUAGCCUGGCGGCUCGCAUUAGCAACCCGAGAACCCACCAGCAAUCACGAGCAAAUACUCUCAGGGUGGUAUCGGGAGCGCCUUCAGCAGUUGAAACGCUCUCUUGCCACGACAAUCGACAAUGGCAGGCUAUGUACCGAGGGCAAUACCUGGAGGUUCGUUUUCAUGAAACUUCUCCUUCGCUUCAUGCAACUCAUCCCGCCCUUGAACAGGAAGCUGGAAGCUGGACCGAGAGGCCAAGGCAUGAUUCGCUACAAGGCAGAAGAGGGGUUGCCUUUCCUGAGAGAGUUCCACGGAGGAAUCAGCUUGCCACAAGUCUACUGUGCUUCUUUGAUGUCUUGCUCGAAGGAGUUGCGCGUGCAGUUCACUGACAAUGUGAUCUUUGCACCAAGCAAAAAAGGAAUGUUCCAGGUCUUGGUGCUUCUGAAAAAUCUUUCGGAGUUGACCUCCUUCAAGUCCGCACUGAGUGGAAUUGAUAAGAUGUCAGGCGGUUUUCUUUCUGAGAAGGAAGCAACCUUUCUGGUUCAGGAUUCUAAAGUCAAGAGUUCUGGGACAACUGUUGGAGACGACGUUUAUCGACUUGCCACAGGCGAGGAAUUUGCAGCUGAUGAAGAUCUCUGCAGAGGUCGCCCAGUACCACAGUAUUACGACAUGUAUCGGAUUGGGACGGACUUGGGUGGCAUGACUUUCAUUAUUGUACGACCUGAUAAGUUUGUCUAUGCUGCUUGCAAAACGGCAGUGGAGUUACAUCGGAUAUGUGGGGGGAUUCGGAAAACCCUCGGGCUUCAGUAGAUCUGUUCGGGCUACGGCAUUUGUAUGCUAUCAAGGAACUCUUUUUCCAAGGUCUAUACAAUAUUUUUAAUAGCUAUCUCAAAGGGGUUCUCUAAUGAUAAUAAACCGCAACAUGGCAAUUUUUCAUUGCAUCUUCCAAAGCACUUCUCGCUUUCAGUAUGCUAUGCCUGUUCGGAUAUCCACCAAGCACCGACUUCCAGAACAAUUUCCCUCCCUAAUACACAGAUUCUCAAACACUUCCUUCAAAUCGCU
Cadophora gregata is the source of this 3370-nucleotide messenger RNA. RefSeq lists its product as uncharacterized. Gene Ontology annotation, molecular function: FAD binding; 3-(3-hydroxyphenyl)propionate hydroxylase activity. Lineage: Eukaryota; Fungi; Ascomycota; Leotiomycetes; Helotiales; Ploettnerulaceae. The transcript is spliced from 6 exons. Gene Ontology annotation, biological process: 3-(3-hydroxy)phenylpropionate catabolic process. The record is from RefSeq and is a predicted model, not a curated record. Bases 1229 to 3118 code for a protein of 629 amino acids.